Messenger RNA from Vollenhovia emeryi, 755 nucleotides. RefSeq lists its product as uncharacterized. The record is from RefSeq and is a predicted model, not a curated record. The transcript has a single exon. Lineage: Eukaryota; Metazoa; Arthropoda; Insecta; Hymenoptera; Formicidae. Bases 174 to 740 code for a protein of 188 amino acids.
ACGUCAUACACUAUCGCAACCUGCAACAGUGCACGCGUCAUGGGCUUCGCGUGUCAAAGAUACACCGUGUAUUGGAGUUUUCGCAAUCUCCAUGGCUCCGCGAUUACAUCGAGCUCAACACACAAUUUAGAACGUUAGCCAAAAAUGAUUUCGAAAAAAAUUUAUACAAAUUAAUGAACAACGCGGUAUUUGGCAAAACAAUGGAGAAUGUACGGAAUCAUGUCGACGUUAAACUUCUAAUAAAGUGGGAUGGUCGUUACGGUGCGGAGGCAAUGAUUUCGAAACCAAAUUUUCAUAGUCGCAGCAUCUUUUCAGAAAAUUUAAUCGCCGUGGAAUUGCGAAAACUCGAAGUGAAAUUCAACAAGCCAAUCUACGCGGGUAUGUGCAUCCUCGACAUAUCCAAGAUCUGCUUGUAUGAAUUUCACCAUGAAUACAUGCUGCCCCUGUACAGUGACAAGUGUAGAAUCAUGUAUACUGAUACCGACAGUCUCAUAUACCACGUCAAGUGCGAGGAUGUAUAUGAGACUGUGAAACGCGAUAUACACAGAUUCGACACGAGCGAUUAUCCGGUUGACAACGCGUAUGGCAUACCGCUUCUAAAUAAGAAAGUGCCCGGUCUAAUGAAGGACGAAAACAAUGGCGCGAUCAUAAUGGAAUUCGUGGGACUCAGAGCGAAAAUGCGUUGCGAGUCGAUGGUAAGAAGGAUACGAAGAAGGCGAAAGGUGUCAAAAAUAAUGUAGUAGCGCGAACAAUAU